Molecule: messenger RNA, 12596 nt
Organism: Centropristis striata (black sea bass)
Lineage: Eukaryota; Metazoa; Chordata; Actinopteri; Perciformes; Serranidae
Product: striated muscle preferentially expressed protein kinase-like
Exons: 42
Coding region: 1286-11083 (3265 amino acids)
Biological process (GO): protein phosphorylation
Molecular function (GO): protein binding; protein kinase activity; ATP binding
Source: RefSeq, a predicted model, not a curated record
AGUGGUUAUGUUUAGUUAAAGGGCUUCAGUUUCCUUACAAUUAUGCUACAAAACCACUUCUCUAAAGUUGGGGCAAAAAACUUCCUGGUCAACCCAAGAUAGUUUGAGCUGAUAAUGACCUACUGGCCUACCAGUAGGUAGCACAGGCCCCUAUUCGCCUGUACUUAUUGGCUGAUAACCGCUGAUAAACCCCUAUUCUUUGUACUUACCUGCAUUCAAAUCUGUUUAUAAAGAUUAGCCGUGAAGUCUUCUGAACCUAGAACACCAACAAAGUAUCAAUAAGAUGGUAAUCAUAAUGUAAACAAUGCAAGUCUCCAAGGUUCUCUAGGACUUUAAGGUUGCACAUUGUUACCUUUUGGAUAAACAAAUCCUACUACGAAUCCAGCAUGUUGAAAGCACUUCUACUUGCUGCUACUUAGCGUUAAGGAUGUGACAACAGUACUUUGGGAGAACUGGGCAUUCCACACGGACAUUUGGCAGAUUUACCCAUGGUGUGUUGUCAGUAUAAGCUUUACAUCAACAUUUGCCUACUCUAUUCUACUAUAAUCUUUUUUUUUUCUGUUACAACUCCUUGCUUAUGAUUUUUUCAGGCCUCUAUUUCUGUUUCCUUUGACAGCAUGUGCUUCUCUUUGAUUUAUUCCUCUAAUAACUCUUUUAUAUAUGAAAGCUGCUGUUGUAGAACAUCUAUAUUGCUUUAGUGUAUUUAUUUGUUUUUACUGCUUGACGACUUACAACGAGAGUGGGUUUUAUUAUUGUACAUCCACCCCCACAAAGCAAUAUUUUUGCAAUCACGCUGUUGCCUCUCUGCAUAAAAUCAUUGAGUGAAUAAUGCGUGGCCUCGAUGGUUUAUGGUAUAAUAUUUGGCAAUAUUUGUGCAAUCUAUGAGCCAAACCAGAGGCUCGCCGUGCUCGACUCCAAAUCAUAUUUACAUUACAACACAAGCCCUACGCUGUGAAAUAUAUCCCCUCGUAAUUACAUUGCUGAUUUCCCGCACCAGGCUAUUUAACUUCAUUUGACACAGAUGGGUGGAUCUACAUACCCACACCCAAGAAGACGCACACAUGCUGCUAGAGAUGUAAUGACUUAAUGGUGAUUGUUCAUGUUACAUUGGCUUUCUUAUCAUUAGGCAGACCUUCUGGAAUUAUCUAAUCAGGAUCUGACUUGAUGCGAGGCGCAAUGAGGUGCAACCUAUUUUGCGGUUGUCGUCCUCCUCCUUCACGAGCUCUCUAACCAGUAAACAUAUCUGUCAGCCACCCAGCAGUUUGGCUGGAGAUUUUAGACUCUAAUGGGUACGAAGAGGAUUGGUCGUGUGGGUGAGAGAGAUGCUGGUUUCCAUAGUAACGGUGCUCUCCCGUCUGCCCUCUCUUGCUGCCACUAUGGAAGUGAAGUUUUCCGCUCCUGCCGAAAGCAAAGCUAUGACUCUGAGACCACAGAGGAUGAGACCACAGAACCUCAGAUGGAAACCAAAGAGGGGCCCGGGAGGCACCAAGACAAGGCUGGACGGAGAGGACCUGCAGGUGAGGGAGGCGGGAUGAUGGACUAUAACCCCGAUGCUCCGGACCGCAGGGCCACCCUCCCUGGUGCUUAUGACCCUGUAGUGGAGAGAGAGCUCCGUGCUCUGGGCUCCCGCCCUCCAGGGCCCCACUUGGACCCCACAAACCCUGCAAGGACCCAAACUGCCGACAAAUCACAGGGGCCCUCCUGCCCCCUGUCUUCCCCCCAGCCACAUCUCAGUACAACCAUCAGUACCCCAAACCAAGACCCGGAUACAACCAAACCUUCAGAUCCCCAAUCCUCUAAGACCGACCAGGCAUCAAGCGUUAACAGUGUUGUAAUGACACCCAAACUGGCCCGUGCGGGACCUAAGAUCUUCGACAAGGUCCUUGCUUUCGAGGAGCGAAGGGCUAGUGUGGAUCUGCCGGGAUCUCGAUUCGGACGGGCAGCUUCCUGCGACUCAGACGAUGCCGGACAAAAGACGGGAGGCCCCAGCAAAGAGGACGAACGACUCCUGAAGGGAGCAUCCCAGAAGCGAGCGGCGUUCAAGCAACGGGCGUCUUCUCUAGAGGACAAGACGAGCUACUCGCAAAGGGUCCAGAGCUACCAGAGCAAGUUUGCGGAAGAGCUUCAGAGGAUCAAGAAGCUCGUGGGGAAACCGAGCUUGAAGAAGGCGUAUUCCACCGAGCAGCUGUCGCAGAAAGAGCAGCGUACCAUGGGGAAAUUGGAGCCCAUUCCUGCCCAAGUGGUUAAAAAGUUGGAGGCGAGGGAGCGAGCCCUGGAGGGCAAAAAAGUUGGGGAGAGGGACGGGGGCGGCAGAUUGCAGAUGUCUCUCCUGGCCCAGGGCAGAGGACUGGGGAAUCAAAGUAACAACCCUGAAAAGAGUAAGAUGACACAGCCAGAUUCACAGGGGAAACCAGCGGAUAGCUCAUCACGAGAAAGCACAGGGAAAUUCUCUGUUACCAUGGAGACGGCACCAGUUCACCAGUUACCAGGGCAACCAUUGCCAACAGCCACAAGGACAAGCCUCACCAGGGAAACCCCACAAAGCUGUCCAGCAGCUGGCAAAGACGCACUUGUUGUCACGUCUCAAAAAUCAUCAUCCCAGGCAAGGACGCAGACCAAGAUGGACAACAAAGACGACCGUAGAUCCCCGAGCCCCAACGGGAAGAGAUCGUCACCGAUACCUGCGAGGGAACCAGGGUCCCAGUACCCGCCCAAGCCCCCACGACUCACCCCGUCACCCACUCCGUCCAUCAGCCCUCUAAUGAAAAGGAGGAAGGCGGAAGCGGGGCGGACGUCUCCGGCCUUGAAGGUGAACAUCCCCACUAUCCUGGUGGAGGAUGAACCCAUGGAGACCGAAUGUGCGACGGACAGAAGCAAGACCAGAAGGAAAGACGGGAAAGUUCGGAAGAGCAAGAAAGGCCGUUCUGUUAAACCCCGGUCUCCAGACGAAGGGGGCUCAUCUGACGACUCCUACCUGUCUGCGGAUGAGGAGCCAGCGGAGGCCCCCAGGUUUGAGAGGACUCUAGUGGACUCGGCGGGAUCCAUCGGCUCCGAAGUCACGCUGACAUGCAUCAUCACCGGGUGUCCGUCUCCUACAGUGACAUGGAGGAAGAACGACGUGGAGCUGCGGAGCGACUCCUCCCGUGUGCUUCGAGUGGAGGGCGAGCGCCACAGCCUGCUGAUAAAACACGCCAGGCCGGGCGACGCGGGGUCCUACCGCGUCACGGCCGUCAACCCGGCCGGGUGCACUUCCUGCGGCGCCGUGCUCUCCGUCCAAUCAGAGCCGACCCACGUGCGAUGUGGGGGGCUAGCCGGGGUAGAGGAAGUCAGUAGCGAGGAGCAUCUGGGGCCCCAAGAGGAGGCGAUGGAGGUCGGGGGCUCGCCGGCUCCCAGGAAAAGAGUCAGCUUCAAGGAGCCGCCCUCCUUUGAGGUGACACCAUGUGACCAGGCGGUGACUCAAGGGGAAGAUGUCGUCAUGGCAGCGAAGGUCGUCGGGCAGCCCAAACCCAUGGUUUACUGGUUGAAGGACAAAGUCACGGUGAAGACAGCGGGGCGCUUCGUGGUGCGAGAGACAGACGAAGGCGGAAGUGAAAUGCGGAUCGGCUCGGCUCAGAGGUCAGACUCGGGACUCUACGUUUGCAAGAUCAUCAACGAGUUCGGAUCCAAGCAAGCCGAGUGCAAAGUAGAGGUCAAAGCGUCUGCAGCACAAACGGCACUGAAAAUCAUCAGGGAAGUAAGAGGCGUGGCGGUGAGGGCGGGAGAGUCGGCCAUGUUUGAGUGUCACGUGACUGGACCUGCAGACGUGGAGGUGGACUGGCUCUCAAACGGGAAGCUGAUCCAGCCAGCGCUGCUCAACUGCAAAAUGCAUUUUGAUGGCAGGAGGUGUCGUCUGCUGCUGAACUCUGUACAUGAGGAUGACAGUGGAACGUACACCUGCAAGCUGAGCACUGCCAAAGAGGAAGUGACCUCGAGUGCAAACCUGAGGGUCACCCCGUCCGUAGAGCCUCUGUUCACCCGUAAACUGGACAUCCUGGAGGUGAUUGAAGGCCGCACCGCCCGCUUUGACUGUAAGGUGAGCGGAUCACCUGCUCCUCGAGUCACAUGGAUGCAUUUUGAGACGAGAGUGGAAGAGAGCGAUAAUGUUCGCAUCCUCCAAGAAGGGGGGCGCCACUCGCUCGUCAUCACCCACGUCAGCAGCGACACCGAAGGUUUCUACACAGCCGUCGCUCAAAACGUCCACGGGAAGUCCGACUGCACCGCCGAGCUGUACAUGCAGGAACCGCGAGCCGCCAUCUCUUCUCACAUGGCCAAGUUGGAGAAGAUGCCCUCCAUCCCUGAGGAGCCUGAGGUUCUGGAGAGCGAGGUGGAGAAGAGGACCAUGCCGGACUUCGUCAAACCGCUGGCUGACGUGGAGGUGAUCGAAGGCAAAGAGGCCCUGCUGAACUGCAAGGUGGCGGGCCUCCCCUACCCCUCCAUCGCCUGGUACCACAACGGCAAGCGCAUCGAGAGCAGCGAGGAGCGAAAAAUGACCCAGCACAGGGAUGUCCACAAUAUGCUGAUUCGGAGCGCUUGUCAUGCUCACGGUGGCGUCUACAAGGCCGUCAUCUCCAAUAAACUGGGCAAGGCAGCCUGCUACGCACAUCUAUACGUCACAGAUAUUGUUCCUGACCCCCCUGAUGGUCCUCCAGUGAUUGAAGCUAUCACAGGGAAAACUAUCACCCUCAGCUGGAAGAGACCAAAGAGGCUCGACCCCUCAGUUGAUGCUGGCUCCUUGCUAUAUGUGGUGCAGCAGCAGCCUCUGGGUUCUAUCCAGUGGUCUGUGGUGGCGUCCAGUCUGAAGGAGAACAACUACACCGUCACCUCCCUGUCCAAAGGAGUCCGCUACGCUUUCAGAACCCUCACGUCCACUGGGAAGACUUCGAGCAAACCAUCAGCCUCGACUGACCUGGUCCAGCUGCUGGACAGAGGACCCUAUCUGAGGAAAGCACCAGUCAUUUUGGACAAACCUGACAUUGUUUAUGUGGUUGAGAACCAGCCUGCAAGCAUCACCAUCACACUGAACCAUGUGCAUGCAGUUGUGACCUGGAAAAGGAGGGGGGUGGUGUUGGCCAACAGACUGGGGAUGUAUGAGAUGAGCAUGCCGGACGACGACCAGCACACCCUGAAGCUCCAGAGGGUCCGGAGCACCGACGUGGGUCAGCUGGUGGUCACGGCCAGUAACCAGUUUGGCAGCGAUCUCUGCACGGCUCAGCUGGCAAUGGCAGUGCCUCCGAAGUUUGAAACCAUCAUGGAGGAUGUGGAUGUGCACAUUGGGGAGACGUCCCGUCUGGCUGUUGUGGUUGAAGGGAAGCCAGACCCAGAUAUUCUGUGGUAUAAGGACGAUGUGCUUCUGUCUGAGAGCUGCCACUUCACAUUUGUGUACGAUGACCCUGAAUAUUCCCUCGUCGUCCUCAACGCCCACCCCGAACACUCCGGUGUGUACACCUGCACUGCCAAGAACCUGGCCGGCUCCAACUCCUGCAAGGCUGAACUCACAGUUCAUACAGAACGAAAAGAAGCAGCAGAGCCAAUGGAGGACGAAGGAAGCAUCCUGAGGAAGAUGAGGCGUUUGACGGAUUACUACGAUAUUCACAAGGAGAUCGGGAGGGGGGCCUUCUCCUAUGUGAAGAGGGUGAUUCAGAAGAAGGGAAAGGCCGAGUUCGCUGCCAAGUUCAUUUCUGCGGGAGGAAAGAGGAAAGGCUCGGCCCUCAGAGAGAUGGAGCUGCUGUCUGAGCUGGACAACCAGAACGUUCUCUACUUCCACGACGCCUUCGAGAAGAAGAGCGUGGUGGUGCUCAUCACAGAGCUAUGUCACGAGGAGUUGCUGGAGAGGAUGGCCAGAAAAACAACAGUGAAGGAAGUGGAGAUUCGCUGUAGUGUUCAGCAGGUUUUGGAAGGUCUUCGGUAUCUUCACCAAAAAAGCAUUGCCCACCUUGAUAUUAAGCCUGAAAACAUUUUAAUGUCCAGUCCUGGGAGUGACCAGAUCCGCAUUUGCGACUUUGGAAAUGCCACAAAAUUGGAGACUUCUGAGGAGCACUACUGCAAGUACGGCACGCCAGAAUAUGUCGCACCGGAGAUUAUUAACCAAACUCCCGUCUCCACGGCAACAGACAUAUGGCCAGUCGGUGUUAUCACGUACCUCUGCCUGACUGGUGUGUCUCCUUUUGCGGGUGAGAAUGACCGAGCCACGGGCUUAAACAUCCGAAACUACAACGUGGCGUUCGAGGAGAGCAUGUUCGCCGACCUCUGCAAAGAAGCAAAGGGAUUUGUCAUCAAGCUUUUAGUGGCGGACCAACUGAGGCCCAGUGCCACCGAGUGCCUUCGCCAUCCUUGGUUCAAGUCACCAACAAACAAGAGCAUCAGCACAGCGAUGCUGAAGCAAGUUUUGUCUCGAAGGAAAUGGCAGCGUUCUCUUAUCAGCUACAAAUCCAAGAUGGUGAUGCGAUCGAUCCCGGAGCUUUUGAAUGAGUCAUCUAACCACAUCUCCAUCGCUGUGGCCCGGCACUUAAAAGAAGGCUCCCCACCACCCUCCUCUUCCUCUGACUCUGAUGCAGAUGUGGAUGAGCUUCCCUUCAUUCCUAUGCCCCUGUCCAUGGUCUUUUCUGGUUCCAGGGUGUCCCUUAACGAGAUCCCGGGGGACGAUGAUGUCACCGCAUGGCCCAGUGUUGCCGCUGAUGGGACGAGGAAAAAGGACAACAUGGAGACGGCAGGAGGCGGGGCUAAUACAAUGGCGAACGAUGAAGAAGAAACCCCAGAUGAGGAGAAAACGGAUACGACAAAACGAGCUCCCCUGAAGAAAGGUUCAAGUGUGGAGUCGGACGAAUCGCAGACGAAAAGCAGGAGGGCUACCAUGAGGAGAGGCAGCUCUGCUGACUCAGCACUGCUUCUCCACAUUGACCCAGAAGAGGAAAAUGCAAAUAAGGAAUCAGAAGCAAGUAACAAGAGCUUGAAAAAGGCUGUUUCUAUGGAACUACCCAACCGCAGCCCGAGCCCCGGGGCGGCAAAGUUAAGCCAGGAGGAUUAUGCCCUAAAGCUGGAACUGAUGCGACAGCGAUUGCUCAGGGGAGGAAAUGUGGACAAGAAGAUGAGCGGCCUACGAGGGCCCUUGUUUGAAACUCUCGGCAUGGAAGAUGAGAGGCGGACCGGGUCUCUCGAUCGGAACUUGAGGAGAUCAAGAACGGGGCCCUCGACACUCACCAGAGCGGCGUCUUCGGACGGUACGACGGAAGACACACCAAAGACCAAAGUUUUUUGUAAAAGCGCCUCGUUCACUCAGGGGGAUUCUGAGCCCAUGCCACUGCACCGCAGGUUUGGAGCCCCCUUGGAGAUCCCAUCCGUGGGGAACAGUAGCAUCGAAGGGAAGAAGCUCCAGGAGGCAACUUCAAUGUCUGCAUUGACGGAACAAACAACACUGGAGUCUACAACGCCUACAAAGAAGACUUCUUUUAUACUCCCAACACCAGGAAGAUUGGACCAACAGCAAAAACAGAACAAUGUGAAAGAUCAUGAGGAUAUGCAAAGCAUGAAUGAGAAGAACGUGGAUGGGAUAACAGAGAAAAGGACCAAAACCCAGUUAGAAAACACAGAUAAAGUAGAAUCCGAGCCCAGAUCACCUUCUGUAAUUACUCCUAUAAUUGUAAUAGAGGAGGAGGAUGAUGAAGAAGAAGAGAGGAAAGAAAAUCAGGAGUUGCAUAUUAAUGAAAAGGAAGAUUUAACACAAAAUAGACCAUCGUCUGCAACAUCUGGCGAGGCCCGUCCAGCUAAAAAAGCCACGCCGAAUGGUACAAAACCAACGGAAAUCCCCAUGUCACCUGAACAUCCAGCAGUGUUUGCCAAGGUAGCAACCGCUGAUCGAUCUCCAGGUGCUGUUUCUACAUCAUCAAACCCUGAUGUGGCAGCUGCCGCUCGUCAGCCUGUGCUCAGAACAGACAUCAAAGACAUCGACUCAGAGGAGGUCUUUGAAGCCAGGUUUAAGAAGCGGGAGUCGUCUUUGACCCGUGGCCUCAGGAAACUGACCAGAAACAAAUCAGAGGAGAGAUCUCCCGUACUUAACCGGAAGGGGGGUGAGGGCGGUGAAGAAAUUUACAGGCCGGGGCCAAGAGGGGCUCCGCUUGAAAUGGUAGCCAAAGGACUGCAAGAGAAAUCCAAAUCUGUUCAAGAUUUGAGAGCGGAAGAUAAGGAAACAGGCUUGGGCCUAAUGGGAAGAUUUUCCCUGCGUGCCAAGAGGUCAACAUCCGUUGAUAAGAAGGGUGAGAAACCAAAGGAGGAAAAGCAACAGGAUGUGAAGGAAACUGCUGUUAGUAAGCGAGUUUCAUGGGCUAUUGGUCGCAGUAAGUCCCUGGAUACAAAGGAGCUGAACAGUGCAGAAGCAAAGAGGCAGCAGGACGAGAGAGAACAAAGAAAAGCAGACGAGUCUUCGGUUUCUGCAAUGAGGCGCAGGUUUGAGUCCAAAGUGGCGGGAAUCUCUGCCAAAAUAAGGAGUCAGUCAGAGGAGAGGAAGGACAAAGAAACUGGGGGAAGUCAGAAAGAUCUGGUGCAGAAGGAUCUGAAGAAAGUCACGGAUUCCCCUGUUCUAGCAAUGCGACACAAGUUUGAGAACAAAGUGGCAGGGAUUUCCUCGAAAAUCCGGAGCCAGUCCGAGGAGAGAAAAGAGGGCGAAGAGGAAAAGAGGACGCCCCUGUUUACCCGCCAUCGUCAUUCCCAAUCUGAGGGGCGAGGACUCAAAGGAAUGGGCAUCCCCGAGAACCAACUGGCCAAACAGACCGGAGCCACAGCAUCCAAGGAAUCGGUCGAAUCCACUUCUAGCAUCCAUUCUGAAAAAGCCUCAGAGAACGACAGGCGAUCGCGGUGGGACAGGUGGGGUUUGACGAGAAGCAAGAAGGACAAAACCCCGUCGCAAUCUGAUCUGCCUUCAUCAGUCCCCAAAGAAGAGGGUUUGUCCAAAAGCCAGCAGUUUAUCCGCUCGGCUUCAGAUUUCGCCCCCGUGUUCCACAUCAAACUGAAAGACCACGUCUUACUGGAGGGGGAACCGGUCACUCUUAGCUGCCUUCCAGCUGGAAGUCCGCAUCCAGAAAUCACCUGGACGAUCGAUCGGAAACCGCUGGAUGUGGAUGACAGAAUCAACCUGAGGUCCCAUCCGGACGGCAGGCAGCUACUUACGAUCAUGAAGUGCAGCCGGAGAGAUGCUGGAGUUUACGAAUGUGUCGCUACCAACCCCAUAGCGACCAUCACCACCUCCUGCACACUGUCAAUUGCUUAUGUCCCAAAACGACCAGGGACCCCUGAAAUCCCCCAGACGUACAACAACACGGCCCUGGUGCUCUGGAAGCCAGCAGACACCAAGUCUCCAUGCAGCUACACCCUGGAAAGAAAAACAGAAGGUGACUUUAACUGGCUGACUGUCGCCUCUGGAGUCGUCGACUGCUACUACAACGUCACUGACCUGCCGCCAAGCCGGGCGUUUAGGUUCCGCGUGGCCUGCAGCAACAAGGCGGGACAGGGACCGUACAGCAGCUGCUCUGCUCCGGUCUGCCUGGACUCUACGGCUGGAGGAGCCUCCCCUGCGGUUGCCGUGGUGAAGACGGUCCCGGCUGCACCUGAACCAGCUCCUGACUCCUCAGUGACCGUUCCUCAACCAAAACCAGUCCAGAUUAAGGCUCCCACCUCCACCUCCACCUCUCUAAGAGACGCAGCACCUAAAACAGUGGCUGUCUCCUCCCUGCCACCUGCAGGCGACACCUCCUCUCUUCCCUCCUCUCCUGCUGUCAAACCACCUCCACCCUUCGUCCUCCCCAAACCCCAGAGUCCAAUCAACGUGGUGUCUCCCAUGACCCAGACCCCACCCGUAACACUGGUAACCCCGCCUUUGACGCCAACCAAACCAGCUUUGGCGUCCGUGCCCACGUACGUCUCCACCACCACCACCGUCACCGCUCGCGUGACUCCCACUCCUGUCGCCUUUUCCCCUCAAGUGCUCCAGACCUCCAGCCUGAGCCCCAUAGGGGACGGGGCCAGCACCCCCAGCAGGGGCACCCCGUCAGGUCGCACUACGCCCUCCACUGCUCUGCGACAGGGGGUCCCACAGAAACCCUACACCUUCCUGGACGAAAAGGCCAGGGGUCGUUUCGGAGUCGUCCGAGAAUGCCGCGAGAACUCGACGGGCAAAAUCUUCAUGGCAAAGAUCAUUUCCUACAACCAGGAGAACAAGCAGGAGGUCCUGAAGGAGUACGAGAUCCUGAAGUCCCUUCACAAUGAAAAGGUCAUGGCUCUGCACGAAGCCUACGUCACCCCGCGCUACCUGGUGCUGGUGGCGGAGUACGUGACGGGGAAAGAGCUGCUGCACAGCCUCAUAGACAGGUUCCGUUACUCUGAGGACGACGUGGUGGGUUACCUGGUCCAGAUCCUCCAGGGGGUGGAGUACCUCCACAACCGCCGCAUCCUCCACCUGGACCUGAAGCCCGACAACAUCAUGGUGACCAACCUCAACGCCAUCAAGAUUGUGGACUUUGGAAGCGCUCAGAGCUUCAACCCCCUCAGCCUCAAACACCAGGACUCAGGAGCAGGAACUCUGGAGUACAUGGCUCCUGAGAUGGUAAAAGGUGAAGUGGUUGGUCCUCCUGCAGAUAUUUGGACAGUUGGAGUCGUCAGCCACAUUAUGCUCAGUGGUCGUCUGCCCUUCGAAGAUAAAGACCCGCUCCAGGUCGAAUCCAAAAUCCUGAUGGCGAAGUUUGACCCGUCUAAACUGUUCCCAAAUGUGUCCCAAAGUGCCUCCGCGUUUCUCAAAAAGAUGUUGAGCAGUUACCCAUGGGCCCGUCCGACUACACGAGACUGCUUCACGCAGGCCUGGCUGCAGGACUCGUACCUGAUGAAGCUGAGGAGGCAGACUCUCACCUUCACCUCCAGCCGGCUCAAAGAGUUCCUGGUGGAGCAACAACGGCGCCGCGCAGACGGCGCCACCAAGCACAAGGUGCUGCUGCGCACCUACCAGAGCUCGCCCCAGGCUCCGGCGUCCGGGACCGCGCCGCAUGUUCCCAGCCUGAAGUGAGAAGCUGGAAAUGCGGCAUCGUACGUUGCAUUUUCUGCAGUUUGCAGAGCUGGAUCUGCAAAAAAAAGCACCUCUGUGAACCACCGCUGCAUGAAAAAUAGCAGUAAGGUAGAGGUGAAGACACGGGGGACGGGCAGAGAGCUGGAUAUACACGUAUCCAAAGAAAAGACAGGAGUCCACGUGUUAUUUUUGACUUCUACAUUCAACUAUAAAGGUAUUCUGAGCGGACGAGAAGCUGCGACGCGACAAAUUUAUCGAAACUGUUUAGAAACUCCGCCGAAAGGACACAGGAUGUUCUUUGGUUUUCUUUGAUUGCACAAUUUCUCACAUUGUGAAUUCUGAAAUGGCACAUUAAUAUUUGAUUUUGACAUUGCACGAUCAGCCUGGAAACAUGUGUACCAUUCGUGUUUUUACUGCCGUUUAUGUCACUAAAUUUAGUAGUGAACAACUCAUGUGAAUGUACCAUGAUUUAAGCUGCUAAUUCUUUUUUUUUUUUUUUUCCUUUCGCGUUAACUUACACAUUUUAAAACCAAAAAUAUUCUUCUUUUUUUUCUCGAAAUCGUUUACUUUUUUCAUGUUAAUUUAUUUGCAUGGGCGAGCAUUUUAUGAUUUCACUUUAGCAUCGAGGCAAAAAACAAAAAAAUACAAAUAAUAAGGAGUGUGUUUGUGAUUGGUGUCACGGUAAAAAUGAACUAUUUUAGGGUGAGCUAGGAAUUUUUUGGUACAAUUUCUUGUUCUGUGCUUAAAACUGAACUCUAACUGUAAUAAACUAUGAAAAGCAGUCCGUAAUGUAAUUAACACUUUACUUGGAAAAGUCAUACACUGGUAAAUUGCUGUGGUUUUUCAGUAUUACCCAUCGGUCGGUCAGGUUGCGUAAACCAGAUCAACCAGUCAGUGCCUAAAUCGGAUUAAUAUCCAAAAUAUUUCUCUUGUAAAUGUGUCUCCAUUGGUACUAAUUCACAAAUGAUAACUUCUUUAAACAAAGCAAAAAUGUGACUGCAAUAUUGGACAACAAUACAGAUGCAUAUCGAUCAUAUACAUACACACACACAUACAUGUCUUUAUAACGUUGUGAGGGCCAUGAUCGUUGAGUUGUUUGUGAGGACCACCACUUCACACUUCAGGGUUUACCAUCUCUGUUAGGACCUUUUCUUAAAAUUCAUACAGAUGAUUAAUUAAGGCCUUUAGAAGCUAUCCUAGCAUUUUCUUUGUGAGGACCGGGCAAAAUGUCCUCACAACCACAAAAGUCCUCAUAAUGUUGGUGUUCUGCCAAGGGUUGGUCCCCACAGUGAUAUAAAGAUAAGCACACACACACACACACACACACAGUACAUGCAGUCCUUGUAAUAAUAGAACGUCUUGUGUAUUGCUCUAUCACAGUGUUCCUUUUUGUAUGAAUUUGGACGGGUGAAGAUUUGUAAAUGUACCAAUUUGCGGUGUUUAUAUGUGGAAAAAAGUUGGAAGAUGUUUUUAUGAGAUAGUAUGUAAUAAACUAUUGAUACCAUUGGGGAAA